UAUAAACUUUUAUCCUUUUUUAUAUGUUACCCCUUAAAACGGCUGUAUAUUGCAACAAAAAUACACUCACAACCUUCUUUUUUAACAUUUUGUAAACCCCAGAGCUACAAAAAAAACUAAUCAAAUAGGAAAUUUCUGUUUCUAUGGUAAAUAAAUAAAAAAAAGAAGGCCAAUGGAAGAGCAUUUAACGCUGUGUGUCGCAUCCACGUGAUUUGUUUCUCGGAUCGAGUGUGCAUGAUUUUCUCAAUUUGCCUGUGUUCCAUCUUCCGUUGCACUCCCUCUUACUUGUUUCCCAACCCACUUAUUCUUUCUGUUACUUCCUACUUGAACUCUUUUUAUUUCUUUUUUUUUCUUCUUUCUCUUUUUCUCCUCAUGGCCCAUUCAGAAACAUCUGUACGGCCAGAUGUCAGUUCGCCACUUGUGUGUAAAAUAUGUCUCGAGAAGGAUGAUGGUCAAUGUCGACUCAUCUCUCCAUGCAAAUGCAAAGGUUCAAUAAAGUAUGUACACGUUGAAUGCAUGGCUUCAUGGCGAAGUGCGUUAUUCCACAGCGGACGUGACAACGACCUAUAUCACUGUACUCUGUGCAAACACCGAUUCUCAGUCCGACCGCGGAGGCCAUGGAUGGCGGUACUCAAUUACAGAGUGAUGCGUAUCUUGGUAACGGUACUGUUACUGGUCUUCAUUUUGAUCCCUGCAGGCACGAUCAUGAAGGCGUUUAUUCAUAUAUCGUUGUUACUGUCCAACUAUCCGGGAGGUUUAACGUCGAACUCAUUCUCGGAUUUAAUGCUUUCUCUGAAAGCGACGGUGUUCCCUACUAUCAUUGGUCAUCACAUGCCUUCACCGCAAGAAGAGAUAUUUCCAUCCUCACAAAAUACAACUUUCCGUGUCCUCUUUUCCCCUUUUCCCGUCUGCUUUCCUUCAUCUUCUUCUUCCUCCGCUUCUUCUUCGUCGCCUCACUCACAUUCACUUUUCCACAGUUCGCUUCUCUAUUACCUGUUAUUACCCUUCUCGGAUGACCGUGUAUGGCGACUCAUUUUGUGCAAGCUGGAACAUUUUCAUCUAGGGUUUUUCUUACUGGGCAGCGUCAACAAUAUUUGGUUCACUUACAAGAUAUUGAAUGACAUGUUUGACAUUGUGAUAUCAGGCCAAGACCGAGCGCCGGCGGUAGGCGAUGAAGGAGGAGAAGAGAAUGGUCCCGGACCACGCAUGGAAGGCAUUGCUCGUCGGCUGAGUCGACUCCUCAAAGGGUUCUUACUCACCUACUGCUGUUCACUGGUGGUAUUGUUCUGGAUUCAUUUUAAUCUGUUUGCUUUUCACGUCGACACACGCUAUGAAGCUUUUAAUGCCAAUGGAGAAUACGAUUCCAAACAGUUCGUGGCCGAAUUACCGUUAUGGACUCUGCGAUGGGUGACGCUCGGUGUGGCGGUAGGCGAUUUCGCGGCCCGUGGUAUUUAUCGGUGGAUCGGCCGAAUCACCAACUGCGUAGAUGAAGAGGAAGUGUUAUCUCUAAGUGACAGCGAGUAAAGAACAAGACUCCCCCUUCUUUCGGUUUCCUACAUUGUACAUUUUAUAUUUCCCCUUUCCCUCUGCCAUGACCUGCUAUCAAAAGCAAAACCUCCCCAAAAAAAAAGAGAUGUAUAGUGAGCAUUUCUUUUUACAGUCAAUCACACACCCAUUACACGUUACACGCAUUUUUCCUUUUCCUCUCUUCUCUUCAUACAGAACCAUGUCUCAUGCAUGUGCAUACACUAAAAAAAAAGGAAAUACAACCAUAGGCUAUUCAAGAGGCUCGAAUUUCUCCAUU
Radiomyces spectabilis is the source of this 1804-nucleotide messenger RNA. RefSeq lists its product as uncharacterized. Bases 235 to 1524 code for a protein of 429 amino acids. The transcript is spliced from 4 exons. The record is from RefSeq and is a predicted model, not a curated record. Gene Ontology annotation, molecular function: zinc ion binding. NCBI's taxonomy places the organism in Eukaryota, Fungi, Mucoromycota, Mucoromycetes, Mucorales, Radiomycetaceae.